AACCUAAAUCGUAAAUGCGUAAUUAGCAAGAGACCAAAAUCACACACCAAGAGAGAGAGAGAGAGAGAGAGAGAGAUGAACAGUGUAUGGAUGUGACAAAAACGGUAAUGGCAAACCCUAGAAGGAACUCAUAUUCAGUUUUUUCAAACAAUCAGACCUCAGACACCAACAACAAUCCAUCUUCAUCAUCAUCUCAGGUUCAAACCCUAACAACACUAUCUUCAUUGAAAUUAUUCUUGAAGAAGCCCCAUGCUUUCCCAUUCCUUCUCUCUUUGUUCCUCCUCCUCACUUGGGUCUCUCUCAGACUCCAACACUCUGCUCAUUUCUCAUCCCCUCCACAUCUCACUCACCCUCGCCAAUGGAGCAGAGACAGAGUCGAUGACGACGAUCACAAGGUCAAUCUCCUCAGGUUCUCAUCUGCAUAUCCUUCUCGCAUCACCAAAGACAACCGUGGAUGGUUGCUUGAUCCCAUCUCUGUUGCCCGCAAUGCUGCCAUUUCAGGGGGAGCUGUGAAUUGUGCUUCACUUCACCUUGGAGAAAUUCGACCUGGUAGUUUGAGGGGAAACCACAGACACUAUACCUGUAAUGAGACGUUUGUCAUUUGGGGGGCUAAAACAAUAUUUAGGCUGGAGAAUCAUGCUAUCGAUAGAGGUUAUGCUGAGGUAACUAUUGGAGCUGAUGAGGUCGCUGUGGCAACCAGCCCUCAUGGAACGGCACAUGCUUUAAUAAAUGUGGAUCCUCAGCAGAGUACAUUCUUCAUCGGGUGCCAAGACAGAAUAAUUGAUUAUAGUAACUCUAGUUCUGAUUUUAACGUUUGGAAAGAUCUUUAAGUGUUCCUUUAGGCCAUUGUGCAUUCUGUGUUCCAUUAUCUAAUGAAUUGGAAUUUCACCUUUCAUCUUGAAAUGUCUGUCUAAAAAGUAUUUCAAAGUACAAGUUUUCAUAUAUAUAGAUACUAGGUCAGUGAAACACAUUCAGGCAUCAUGUAUAUAAGGCACAGUUGCUGUUCUAUGGCUUAGGUUGUUAUCAUCCAUUCUUUGGUUUAAUUCUGCCUUAGUCACCA
Messenger RNA from Camellia sinensis, 1060 nucleotides. The record is from RefSeq and is a predicted model, not a curated record. NCBI's taxonomy places the organism in Eukaryota, Viridiplantae, Streptophyta, Magnoliopsida, Ericales, Theaceae.